GCCACUGAUUCUGUAGGGGAGAGUCAGGUAUAAAACAUGGGUAAAAUCAGACAGAGGAGCAUUGCAGCAUUAUCAGCAGCAUUGAACCUACAAACAUGGACACAGUUGACAUGAGCAAGGGCAAGAUUAUCUUCUAUGAAGAUAAAAACUGCCAGGGUCGCUCUUAUGAGAGCAAUGGUGACUGCGCCGACAUGUCCUCCCACCUGAACAGGUGCAACUCCGUCAGAGUGGAGUAUGGAUUCUUCGUGGUCUACGACCGCCCCAACUUCACUGGAAACCAGUAUUUCAUUAGAAGAGGAGAAUUUGGUGACCAUAUGAGUACGAUGGGCCUGAGUGGUGGGAUUAAAUCUUGCCGUAUGAUCCCUUUGUACAGGGGAUCCUACAGGAUGAGGAUCUAUGAGAGG
Molecule: messenger RNA, 404 nt
Organism: Cyprinodon variegatus (sheepshead minnow)
Lineage: Eukaryota; Metazoa; Chordata; Actinopteri; Cyprinodontiformes; Cyprinodontidae
Product: gamma-crystallin M3-like
Exons: 3
Biological process (GO): visual perception; lens development in camera-type eye
Molecular function (GO): structural constituent of eye lens
Source: RefSeq, a predicted model, not a curated record